Messenger RNA from Acytostelium subglobosum LB1, 546 nucleotides. RefSeq lists its product as hypothetical. Gene Ontology annotation, cellular component: cytosol. The record is from RefSeq and is a predicted model, not a curated record. The transcript has 3 exons. NCBI's taxonomy places the organism in Eukaryota, Evosea, Eumycetozoa, Acytosteliales, Acytosteliaceae. Gene Ontology annotation, molecular function: RNA binding. Bases 1 to 546 code for a protein of 181 amino acids.
AUGGCUUACGGAAGAGGAGGAAAGAGAGGCGGUGGCGGUGGCGGUGCAGCUGCCGGUGGCAAGUUGAACAAGCGCGCGAUCGAGAGAUCAAAGGCCAAUCACAAGGGACAGGAGCGUCAUGUGCUCUAUGGCAAUGAGGAGGGCGUCGAGGAUAUUAGACGUAGGAACGGUGAUUCCUCCGACGAGGAGGUCGACGACUCUGGCAGCGAGCACUCAUCUGGAGAGGAGGUCGACGAGUCAUCAGAGGACGAGAAGCCAGUGGCUUCUGCUCCAAAGGUAGACGCUAGCAAUCCAAACAGAGUCAAGACAGUCACCAAGAAGGUGUCAGAUCUGCCGGUUGGACAUAAGGUUGAACUAUCAAGAAGAGAGAAAGAGGAGGUUGCUAAGCAACAGGCACAGAUUAGAGCACAGGAGAAACAGCAGAAGGCUGAUAUGGAAAGACUGCUCGUCAUUAGAAAGCAAAGAGAGGAGGCUGCAAAGAAGAGAGAAGAGGAGAAGAAGGCUAUGGAGGAGAAGGCUGCAGAGAAGAGAAGAACAGGCCUAUAA